This is a messenger RNA of Homo sapiens (human), 1159 nucleotides long. It is a transcript of the gene UBE2M, whose product is annotated as ubiquitin conjugating enzyme E2 M. Gene Ontology annotation, biological process: protein modification by small protein conjugation; protein neddylation; regulation of postsynapse assembly. Bases 231 to 782 code for a protein of 183 amino acids. The transcript is spliced from 6 exons. Gene Ontology annotation, cellular component: glutamatergic synapse; postsynapse; presynapse. The record is from RefSeq and is marked reviewed. Gene Ontology annotation, molecular function: ubiquitin-like protein transferase activity; NEDD8 conjugating enzyme activity. NCBI's taxonomy places the organism in Eukaryota, Metazoa, Chordata, Mammalia, Primates, Hominidae.
GAGUCCGAGGCGCUGGGCCAGGCCGGAGCCGGACUACGGGAGCCGAGGCGGGCCGCGCGGUGGGCGCGGAGAGGAGCGGAGCGGCGCGGCAGGCCGGGCGGGUGGCGGCAGCAGCGGAGGAGGCCGCAGCUGCGGGUCCGAGGAGCGGAGGCGACGCGGGCGGCGGCGGGGGGCCGGGUGGCCGGGGUCCCGGGCCCCGCGGCGGCGGCAGCGGCGGCGGCGGCGGCAGGAUGAUCAAGCUGUUCUCGCUGAAGCAGCAGAAGAAGGAGGAGGAGUCGGCGGGCGGCACCAAGGGCAGCAGCAAGAAGGCGUCGGCGGCGCAGCUGCGGAUCCAGAAGGACAUAAACGAGCUGAACCUGCCCAAGACGUGUGAUAUCAGCUUCUCAGAUCCAGACGACCUCCUCAACUUCAAGCUGGUCAUCUGUCCUGAUGAGGGCUUCUACAAGAGUGGGAAGUUUGUGUUCAGUUUUAAGGUGGGCCAGGGUUACCCGCAUGAUCCCCCCAAGGUGAAGUGUGAGACAAUGGUCUAUCACCCCAACAUUGACCUCGAGGGCAACGUCUGCCUCAACAUCCUCAGAGAGGACUGGAAGCCAGUCCUUACGAUAAACUCCAUAAUUUAUGGCCUGCAGUAUCUCUUCUUGGAGCCCAACCCCGAGGACCCACUGAACAAGGAGGCCGCAGAGGUCCUGCAGAACAACCGGCGGCUGUUUGAGCAGAACGUGCAGCGCUCCAUGCGGGGUGGCUACAUCGGCUCCACCUACUUUGAGCGCUGCCUGAAAUAGGGUUGGCGCAUACCCACCCCCGCCACGGCCACAAGCCCUGGCAUCCCCUGCAAAUAUUUAUUGGGGGCCAUGGGUAGGGGUUUGGGGGGCGGCCGGUGGGGGAAUCCCCUGCCUUGGCCUUGCCUCCCCUUCCUGCCACGUGCCCCUAGUUAUUUUUUUUUUUUUAACACCAUGUGAUUAAGGUCGGCGCUGCCUCCCCCGACCCACUCAGCGAUGGGAAAUGAAUUGGCUUGUCUAGCCCCCCUGCUGGGUGCUUGUUCAGCCCCCACUCUGGGCUGUGGAGUGGGUGGGCAACGGGCCUGGGUAGCUGGGCCCAGGCAACCCACCCCUCCACCUCUGGAGGUCCCACCAGGCUAUUAAAGGGGAAUGUUACUGCA